AUGUUAAAUUUAAUUAUCUUACUUCCAAUUUUCUAAGCAUACAUAUUUUCUGAUUAAGGCUAUUUCAAAAAUACAAAUUUCUAGAUUGACUCAUAGUUUUCAUGUUACAGCAAUUACAAAAACAAUUAUUUGAUUCCUUUUACAGAUAAUUUUUUAAACAUUCCUCAGAUCACUUUUUUUUGGAAAUUGCUUGACCUUUAUUACUAACCAUCAGAAUUUUAACUAGAUAUCUCAAAUAUUAAUACAAAAAGUAUAAUUAGAUUAUAUUUUAGAUUUCACCUUAACCAUUAAGUGUCCUUUAUAUAGAGUUUAUGGUGUAGAGAUUUAAUGGUUUGCAAUUGAUGAUUAACGCAUUGAAAUAAUAAGUCUAUUUAAUGCAAAUGAUUUAUAACCUAAAAUGACAUUUGAACAUAAAAAUCCUAAUGCUGAGUUUGGUAUUUUAAUACCAACUAGCAUUGCAUAAUCUGGUCCAUUCAAUCUUUCAAUUUAAGUAAAGUAUAUGAGAUUUCUUUAGAUAACAGAAAUAACUCCAAAUAAUGUCAGCAUAGAAAUAAAUAAUUUAAUAGAAAAUAAAGGUUCAUUAAAUUAAAUAGGAUUCUAAAUAAUUUUAGGCCCUACAGAAGCUUUCACUAUAAUAGAAAAUAGAACCCUUUUGGCUCCAUAUUAAAGUGAUUAAAUUUAAAAAUAGCCAUAAUCAUGGAUCUUUGUCGUUAUUGAAGAAUUUAUUUAUCGUAAAUCAGGCAAUUUAUAUUAUUUAGUGUAAUGGAUAGAAGAUUAAUCAACUAUCUCUUAUUAAUUCCCUUAAUGUAUAGAUUUUAUUUAAUUAUAGGGGGAAUUUUCAGUCAUAUCAAAAUCAAAUCUUAUUGGAUAACAUAUAAAUUAGCCAAUAAUUAUAUACGAUUGUAGUUAUAAAAAUUAGAAAUAGUAUAAAAUAGACUUCAAGUUUAAUAGACGACUUCAUUGCUUUAAAUUGAAAUUUUUACUUAAUAGAAUUAAAAAUAGAUCUUCAAUUCUACUGGUAUUUACUCCUUAUUAAUUGAAAAAUUUACCCAGUUACUUACAUUUAAAAUAUCUUAUAUCUGUUAAUAUAGUGAAAUAGUUGAAAGUAAUUUUCAAAAUGGUAAUGGAACUUUUAAUAAUUCAUACUCUCAUACUUAUAAUUGCAAUAUAUAAACCAAUUAAAUCAUCUAUACUAUUUAAUUCAAUACUUAAUAUGGUGUUUAUUAACAACUAAUUUUAAACUUUACUAAUUAAAAUUUUUUAGUUGAGCAAAUACUUUAUAAUUAAGUAAAAACUUAAGAUAAAUUAUUGGAAAUAAAAAUAUUUUGA
Molecule: messenger RNA, 1329 nt
Organism: Paramecium pentaurelia
Lineage: Eukaryota; Ciliophora; Oligohymenophorea; Peniculida; Parameciidae
Source: the annotation of a GenBank genome assembly